CUGACUCUAAAAGUCUUCAAGUCUUUGAGUCAUCAGCUAGUGGCUGCCUGCUCGAUCGCUAUAUAUGCCGCUAUGCUGGGUGGCUAACUCCUGCAGUUCCAUCCGUCCAUCCAUCCAUCCAUGAAGAGCUUCUUCUUGCAGUUCCCGGAGCGGGAGAGGCGGCAGCAGCAGCGCGACGAGGAGGAGGGGGCAGCGCUGGUGCCUCAGCCGCCUCCGGACGACGACGACGACCAUGGAGGAGGAGGAGGAGCAGGAGCUGCUGCUGACCAUGAGGAUCCGGCGGCAGCCAAGCAGCAGCAGCUGGAUGACGGCGACGACGAUCAGGCGGCCGAAGAUGAGCGGCAGCAGGAGGCGAUAAUCAUAGCAGCUGCAGGUUGGAAGAAGCAGCAGGCGGCGGCGUGGUGGAUGCGGUGGCCGCAGAAGCUGCCGGUGGUGCCGACGAGAGGCGUGGGUCUGGUGAUCGCCGGUCUCGUCGUCCUGGCCUUGGUGGUCGGCAGCACCAGCAGCUGGUGGAUCCACCUCGACUAUGCACCGUCGUUCCUGCUCGGCGGCGGCAUCAGGCAGCACCAACGCCGGCCUCCUCACCACGUUCCCUCGCCCGCAGCGGACCUGGUGCCCAUACCCUUCAGCUGCGGCGGCAACGCCACCACCACUUCGCCGUCGCCGUCACCGUCGCCUUCAUCACCACCACCACAGGCGGCGGUGCACCACCACCAGUCCCCUCCUCCCCCCAGGUGCCCGGAGUACUUCCGGUUCAUCCACUCGGACCUGUCGCCGUGGCGCGCCACGGGGAUCACGCGCGAGGCGGUGGAGCGCGGGCUCGGCCGCGCGGCGUUCCGCCUGGUGGUGGUGGGCGGCCGCGCCUUCGUGGAGACGUACCACCGCGUGUUCCAGACGCGCGACACCUUCACGCAGUGGGGCAUCGCGCAGCUGCUGGCGCGCUACCCCGGCCGCGUCCCCGACCUGGACCUCAUGUUCAACUGCGAGGACAUGCCCGAGGUCCGCGCCGCCGACUUCCCCGUCCGCUCCGACGCGCCGCCGCUCUUCCGCUACUGCAAGGACGACGCCACGCUGGACAUCGUCUUCCCCGACUGGUCCUUCUGGGGUUGGCCCGAGGUCAACAUCCGGCCCUGGGCGCCGCUGCUGGAGGAGAUGGCGGCCCAGAUGGCGCGCCUGCCGUGGCCCGACCGGGAGCCCUACGCCUACUGGAAGGGCAACCCCGGCGUGUCCGCCGACCGCGCCGACCUCCUCCGCUGCAACGUCUCCGACAGGGUGGACUGGAACGCGCGCGUGUUCGCGCAGGACUGGGGCGCCGCCAUCCGCGCCGGAUUCCGGGGCUCCAACCUGGCGGAGCAGUGCCGGCACCGGUACAAGGUGUUCGUGCGGGGGCGGUCGUGGUCGGUGAGCGAGAAGUACAUCCUGGCCUGCGACUCGCCGGUGCUGCUGGUGGACACGCCCUUCAGGGACUUCUUCUCCCGGGGGCUCGUCGCCGGGGAGCACUACUGGCCCAUCGACCCCGCGCGCAAGUGCCCCGCCAUCAAGCUCGCCGUCGACUGGGGCAACGCGCACCCGGCGCAGGCGCGGCGGAUGGCCGGUGAGGGCAGCGGCUUCGCCAGGGAGGAGCUCGCCAUGGACUACGUCUACGACUACAUGCUGCACCUGCUGACCGAGUACGCCCGCCUGCUGCGCUACAAGCCCACCGUGCCGGACAAGGCGGUGGAGCUGCGCGCCGAGGCCCUCGCGUGCCCCGCGCGCGGCCGCGAGAGGGAGUUCAUGAUGGAGUCCAGGGAGAGGUACGCCGCCGACUACGAGCCAUGCACCCUGCCGCCGCCCUUCACCGCCGGCGAGCUCAGGGACAUGGCGCGGAGAGACCAGGAGGUGCGGGACAGGGUGAAAAAGAUGAUGACUAGCAUGGAGCACGAGCGUCCGCCGCAGCCAUAGAUCGUAUAUUAGUACCAUCUUAUUACA
Panicum hallii is the source of this 1968-nucleotide messenger RNA. RefSeq names its product O-glucosyltransferase rumi-like. The record is from RefSeq and is a predicted model, not a curated record. The coding region runs from base 121 to 1941 and encodes 606 amino acids. The transcript has 2 exons. NCBI's taxonomy places the organism in Eukaryota, Viridiplantae, Streptophyta, Magnoliopsida, Poales, Poaceae.